AUGGUCACUGCAAAAAAAGUUUGUGUUUUAAGUUUAUGGUUUGCAAUAGUUUGUAAUUAUGUGGAUGCUGGUCCAAGAGUAAGACCUGUUGCAGGUCCUGAUAUCUACAGAGGUAAAAAUGUGGCCAAAGAUUCUCUUGCUCCUGGUGAGAAAGUUGUUAAUGUGAUGAGUUUUGGAGCAAAACCAGAUGGAAAAUUUGAUUGCACUCAGGCUUUCAUGAACGCAUGGAAAGAAGCCUGUCAUUCCAAUGUACAAUCCCGACUUCUAGUCCCUCAAGGAACAUUCCUGGUUUCAACAAUGUUCUUUGCAGGCCCAUGUCAAACUCCCGGACCCAUAACAUUUCAAGUUAUAGGCACAGUUUUAGCCACAGCAGACAUUAGCGAGUACGUGAAUGGCGAAUGGCUCAUGUUUCGCAACGUAGCAGGCAUUAAACUUAUCGGCGGAGGUACCUUCGAUGGACAAGGUAAAAGUACAUGGGAUUUUGCUAUAAAUUGUGAAGCUGAUUCAGCUGACCAAUGUGUUAGGGCUCCAAGUAGCCUUCAUUUCAAUAAUGUUUCAAACGGAAUUAUACAGAACAUAAAAUCGGUAAAUCCAAAAGGGUUUCACUUUUUUGUUACUAACUCCGCAAAUAUUAGACUUCGAUUACUUAAGCUCACCGCGCCAAAUACUAGCCCAAAUACCGAUGGUCUUCACAUAAGUCAUUCAAUAAACAUAAAAAUAUCAAAAAGUACUAUCGAAACGGGAGAUGAUUGCGUCUCCAUGAUUCAAGGAGUUAACCAAGUUUCCAUCAACAGAAUCAAGUGUGGUCCAGGACACGGUAUCAGUAUAGGAAGUCUCGGAAAGUAUCCAGAUGAGCUAGAGGUGAAAGAUGUUCGAGUAAUGAGGAGCACAUUAACCGGCACAGACAAUGGUCUAAGAAUCAAAACAUGGCCAGAUAAGUAUCGAGGAGCCGCAUCACAAAUCACUUUCAGUAACAUCACUAUGGAAAAUGUUAAAAAUCCUAUCAUCAUUGACCAAGAGUAUGAAUGUGAUCCAAACUGCCAAAAAAAGCCUUCACUUGUAAAGGUAAGCGAUGUCGUUUUUCAAAAUAUAAAAGGAACAACAAUUAGUCCAAUUGCAGUGGAUUUAAGGUGUAGCAAGCAAUUUCCUUGCCAAAAUGUUAAACUUCAAAACAUAGAUCUCCAACUUGGUGCUACUCCUGCUGGCUCUAGAUGUGCCAACAUCAAACCUAUCUAUCUUGGUUUGCAAAAACCACCACCAUGUCCAUAA
Messenger RNA from Lathyrus sativus (Indian pea), 1269 nucleotides. The record is from the annotation of a GenBank genome assembly. NCBI's taxonomy places the organism in Eukaryota, Viridiplantae, Streptophyta, Magnoliopsida, Fabales, Fabaceae.